Messenger RNA from Triticum turgidum subsp. durum (durum wheat), 675 nucleotides. NCBI's taxonomy places the organism in Eukaryota, Viridiplantae, Streptophyta, Magnoliopsida, Poales, Poaceae. The record is from the annotation of a GenBank genome assembly.
AUGGUCCCGGCCGUCGCCCCUAUAAAUUCCUCCGUCCCGUCGCCAUGCAUUGCGCAGGUCGAUCAGGAGAUCGAGCAGGUACCGGCCAUGGACUACUACCGCGAGACCUACGGCGGGUACGGGAUGGCGACGCCCGGGUACGCGGCGCCGGUGCCGUACGGCAUGUCGCAGGUGAACAUCGACGGCAACUACGGCGGGAGGCCGAUGCCGCCGCAGCCCACGGUGAAGAUCUACUGCCGCGCCAACCCCAACUACGCCAUGUCCGUCCGCAACGGCAAGGUGGUGCUGGCGCCGGCCAACCCCAAGGACGACUACCAGCACUGGAUCAAGGACAUGAGGUGGAGCACCAGCAUCAAGGACGAGGAGGGCUACCCCGCCUUCGCCAUGGUGAACAAGGCCACCGGGCAGGCCAUCAAGCACUCCCUCGGCCAGUCCCACCCUGUGCGUCUGGUGCCGUACAACCCAGACUACCUGGACGAGUCGGUGCUGUGGACGGAGAGCAGGGACGUGGGCAACGGGUUCAGGUGCGUGCGCAUGGUGAACAACAUCUACCUCAACUUCGACGCCCUCAACGGCGACAAGUACCACGGCGGCGUCCGCGACGGCACCGAGGUCGUGCUCUGGAAGUGGUGCGAGGGCGACAACCAGCGCUGGAAGCUCCAGCCGUACUACUGA